Molecule: messenger RNA, 1432 nt
Organism: Apis dorsata (giant honeybee)
Lineage: Eukaryota; Metazoa; Arthropoda; Insecta; Hymenoptera; Apidae
Product: histone H3.3
Exons: 3
Coding region: 346-756 (136 amino acids)
Cellular component (GO): nucleosome
Molecular function (GO): DNA binding; structural constituent of chromatin; protein heterodimerization activity
Source: RefSeq, a predicted model, not a curated record
UAGGGACAAGGGAGUCGUGACUUGGGAGAGCGUCCACUGCCAUCGAAGUACAAGGAAACGGAUAGUGCUAGCUCUUGCUUCUCGUAGAAUUUUUUCUUUAAGUGGUAUGUAAAUUUAUCAAAAUUGCAUUUCAUUUACGAUCAUGUGUGAUUACUAGUAUCAGCAAAUAUAUGGACAAUACAACGUGUAUUAAUGAAUGUGAAAAGUGUUGGAAAAUUCGAGUUUUCAUGUUCGAACGCGACGUACUAUCGUAUUGCCUCCAUUUUGCAAUUGACGUUCGUGGAGGGAAUCGCUUCAUGAUCCUUUCUCGGAAGUGACGCUUUCGAUUUGUUUCAUGAGUGAAUAAUGGCACGUACUAAGCAGACAGCUCGUAAAUCAACUGGAGGUAAAGCACCUCGUAAACAACUAGCCACAAAGGCAGCACGUAAGAGUGCACCAUCUACUGGUGGUGUGAAAAAACCACAUCGAUAUAGACCUGGUACAGUAGCUCUUCGAGAAAUCAGAAGAUAUCAAAAAUCAACAGAAUUGUUAAUCAGGAAAUUACCUUUUCAAAGAUUGGUUCGUGAAAUUGCACAGGAUUUUAAAACUGAUCUUCGUUUCCAAAGUGCUGCAAUUGGAGCUUUACAAGAAGCUUCAGAAGCAUAUUUGGUUGGUUUAUUUGAAGACACAAAUUUGUGCGCUAUUCACGCGAAACGUGUUACAAUCAUGCCCAAGGAUAUCCAGUUGGCCCGACGAAUUCGUGGCGAGCGUGCUUAAACAAUAUGUAACUCCCAUACAUACCAUUUAUUACUAUUAUUAUCAUUCGUAACAAUCAUGGAUGAAACAUUUUCAUUCCAAACUACAUAUUAUGUUGUACUCCAUAAUAAUGUAUGAGUUAUGACAUGAUCAUCCUUUAUAACAUGUAUUUAAAAUUCAGAUUUCUGGAAAAUUGAUACAAGAAUUGGUUCAACUGUUUUUGAUAUAGAUAGUUUUCGUCUUUUGGUAUUAUUAUACAAAAAUAGACUAUAUAUUAUUUCUCAAAAAUUAUCAAUUAUAAUUGCUAAUUUCUUAAUUUCAUUUUUCGUCAUUUUACAUUUUACAGAGUAAGAAUACUUAUAAAAAGAAACCUAAAAUCGGAAGUUAAAUAAUCGUGAUAAAAGACAAUUGUUAAUUCUUCUAAAAGUACUUUUAAGAUUGAAUAAGAUCGAAAAUGUUUAGUUUCUCAUUACAAUUCUAUUAUAUUCAUCAUCCUUAUCAUUAUUGAUACAAUACAUAGUGAAAUGUACAUUAGAGAAUAAGGCACUUUUUUUGUAGGAACAGUAUGUUCAAUGUAGUGUUUAUCAUAUUAGAACUCUGGUUGUAUGAAAAUUACGUAAGAUAUUUCAAUCAGUCAAGUAUUCAUUGUUCGUGUAAAGAUAAACGUUUCUUAAAUAAAUCUUCAAAAUAAUAUUAA